AUGAGUAAGAUAUCCAUACAUGAUCAUAGAUCAAUGUUCGCUCGUUCCAAGGGGAGCACCGGAAGUGAGGAUGGUCUCUCCUUCCAGCAAGAAUAUGACGCGCUUUUAAGAGAGAUCGAAAUGCACAUUGAAGAAGAGGCAAAGAACUGGGUCAAGGCAAAAAUCAAAGCCCGGUUGAUAUCCGCCGUUUGUACGGAGAUAGUCUGCACUCACUUCUACUACCACAAUCUCUGCGAACAUGUGGAUGAUUCUUCAAAUUUAUCAAGAUCUAAAGCGCGAGGGGACAAAUUUAAGGAAAUAUUGCUGGAGGAGUACAAGAGCAAUGUCCAACUAGUUGAAAAACGCUUUGACAAACUAUCAGAAGGGGACAGUGAAAUACUUGAUCGAUACCUUAAACGUGUAAAGGAAGAACUUGGCAUCGAUGAGAGUACCAAGUCUACUAUUGAAACGGAGCUGCGUGAGCAGAAUGCUAAGGAUAUUGUCGGCAGUGGCGAAUUUUGCAGCAAACGAAUGCCAAAGCUCUUGACAGACACAAGCAAGCUCUGCGACAGCCCUAACUAUGCUAAGGGUUGUAGCGACUUCUGGGAAAGGUAUACGAAACCCUGGGAGGAUGCUCAGCACAUAGAAGAUUCCGUUACAGAAUUGCAUAAAGAGUGUUGCGAAAGUUUCAUAAACGCCAAAAGAAAGCUUGAGGAACUUCCGACAAAGUGUAAAGGAGAAGCUAACCAAUUGAAAGGGUUAGAAAAACAGAAGAAGAAAUUCAAGGAUUUAAAGAGGGACGUGCGUCUUAAAUACGAGGAGGUAAAAUACCAAGCGGAAAGUUUCAAUUUGCCCACUAAGAAAAGGCAUUUUACACAAGCUUGUCCUCCCAAUCCUAGAAGUUGGCCUAUUGUUCAUACAACAGAGUGA
This is a messenger RNA of Fomitiporia mediterranea MF3/22, 909 nucleotides long. RefSeq lists its product as uncharacterized. The coding region runs from base 1 to 909 and encodes 302 amino acids. Lineage: Eukaryota; Fungi; Basidiomycota; Agaricomycetes; Hymenochaetales; Hymenochaetaceae. The record is from RefSeq and is a predicted model, not a curated record. The transcript has a single exon.